AUUCGGCCUGUUAUGAUUCCAGCUCAUGUAUUUUGAGCACUUUCAAAUUUUCCAUUGAAACAUGAAUGAACGCCAUGUUGAUUGUCAAAGGUGUUAUUAGAAUCGUCUUGAGACAGUGAAAUUGAAAUUGUGUUAAAAUUUCAGACUCUGCGAUAUUGGACGAUCGCUUGCUUGGAUAUUCGGUAUAAUUAAGCUUAAAGUAAAAAGCAAACAUGGCUCAAGUAUUACCAAUACGCUUUCAGGAGCAUUUACAGCUCACAAAUAUUGGGAUCAACCCAGCCUCAAUAUCUUUUAAUACACUUACAAUGGAGUCGGACAAAUUUAUCUGUGUUCGUGAGAAAGUUGGUGAAACUUCAGAAGUGGUGAUUAUUGAUUUGGGUGACCCUACAAAUCCAAUUAGAAGACCAAUAUCUGCGGAUUCUGCAAUCAUGAACCCAGCCAGCAAAGUUAUUGCUCUUAAAGGAAAAGCUGGAGUGGAAGCCGCGCAAAAGACCCUACAAAUAUUCAACAUCGAGAUGAAGUCAAAGAUGAAGGCCCACACUAUGACAGAAGACGUCGUUUUCUGGAAGUGGAUAUCACCAAAUACUCUGGCACUCGUGACCAAAAUGUCGGUGUACCAUUGGUCGAUGGAAGGUGAUUCACAACCUGUGAAGAUGUUCGACCGUCACUCAUCUCUUUCUGAGUGUCAGAUUAUCAACUAUAGAACUGAUCCGAAGCAACAGUGGUUGUUGUUAGUGGGUAUAUCAGCGCAACAGAACCGCGUGGUAGGUGCGAUGCAGCUGUAUUCCGUGGAACGUAAGUGCUCGCAGCCCAUAGAAGGUCACGCCGCAUCGUUCGCCACCUUCAAGUCUGAGGGCAACACUGAACCUUCUACUCUGUUCUGUUUUGCUGUACGGACAGCGCAGGGUGGCAAGCUACAUAUCAUCGAGGUGGGUCAGCCGCCAGCAGGUAAUACAGCAUUCCACAAAAAAGCAGUUGACGUCUUCUUCCCUGCUGAAGCACAGAACGACUUCCCAGUGGCAAUGCAGGUGUCUCCGAAAUAUGAUGUUAUCUACCUCAUUACUAAAUAUGGUUACAUCCAUAUGUAUGACAUUGAAUCUGGGACCUGUAUCUACAUGAACCGCAUCUCGUCUGAUACGAUCUUUGUGACUGCGCCUCACGAGUCUACUGGAGGGAUUAUUGGUGUAAACCGCAAAGGUCAGGUUCUAUCUGUCACUGUAGAAGAGGAUUCCAUAGUCCCAUACAUCAAUACUGUCCUACAAAACCCUGAUUUGGCCCUUCGUCUAGCUGUAAGAAACAAUUUGGCCGGUGCUGAAGAUCUUUUUGUGAGGAAAUUCAAUAUGCUCUUCACUAAUGGACAAUAUGGAGAAGCCGCAAAGGUGGCAGCUAUGGCACCCCGUGGUAUCCUACGUACUCCACAAACGAUUCAACGCUUCCAACAAGUACCUACUCAGCCAGGUCAAACCUCUCCGCUGCUGCAGUACUUUGGUAUAUUGCUGGAUCAGGCUCAGUUAAACAAGUUUGAAUCGCUUGAGCUGUGCCGUCCUGUACUAUUGCAAGGUCGUAAACAGCUCCUAGAAAAAUGGCUGAAAGAGGAAAAACUGGAGUGUUCUGAAGAGUUGGGAGAUUUGGUAAAGCAGGUGGAUCCAACCUUAGCGUUGUCCGUGUAUCUUCGGGCCAAUGUCGCAAGCAAAGUCAUCGCUUGCUUUGCUGAAACUGGGCAGUUCCAGAAAAUCGUCCUUUAUGCCAAGAAGGUGGGAUACACCCCAGAUUACAUCUAUCUCCUACGCUCAGUAAUGCGUACAAGCCCGGAACAAGGUGCAGGGUUCGCCGGUAUGCUGGUAGCUGAAGACCCUCCUCUAGCUGACAUCAAUCAGAUUGUCGAUGUCUUCAUGGAACAGAAUAUGGUUCAGCAGUGCACUGCGUUCCUUCUAGAUGCACUCAAAAACAACAAGCCCGAGGAAGGCCCACUUCAGACACGGCUUCUCGAAAUGAACUUAAUGUCAGCACCUCAAGUAGCAGACGCGAUUCUCGGCAACGGAAUGUUCACGCACUACGAUCGCGCACACGUCGCCCAACUUUGCGAAAAGGCUGGACUGUUACAACGUGCGCUUGAGCAUUACACCGAUUUGUACGACAUUAAGCGAGCUGUGGUUCACACACAUCUGCUGUCUGCUGAUUGGCUGGUCAAUUACUUCGGCACUCUGUCAGUGGAGGACUCCCUUGAAUGCCUCAAGGCUAUGCUUCAAGCGAACAUUCGUCAAAACCUGCAAAUCUGCGUACAAAUUGCCACCAAGUACCACGAACAACUGACCACCAAAGCUCUCAUAGAACUGUUUGAGAGUUUCAAGACUUAUGAAGGCCUAUUCUACUUCUUGGGAUCCAUUGUCAACUUUAGCCAGGAUUCUGAAGUUCACUUCAAGUAUAUUCAGGCUGCCUGUAAAACCGGUCAAAUCAAAGAGGUCGAACGUAUCUGCCGGGAGUCGAACUGCUACAACGCUGAACGCGUCAAGAAUUUCCUCAAAGAAGCAAAAUUACCCGACCAACUGCCGCUCAUCAUUGUCUGCGACAGAUUCGACUUUGUCCACGACCUGGUGCUAUAUUUGUAUAGAAACAGCCUGCAGAAGUACAUUGAGAUCUACGUGCAAAAGGUGAACCCUUCCCGGUUGCCAGUCGUUGUGGGUGGUCUACUAGACGUGGACUGCGCGGAAGACAUUAUCAAGAACUUGAUCCUUGUGGUGCGAGGACAAUUCUCCACUGAUGAACUCGUCGCUGAAGUUGAGAAGAGAAACAGAUUAAAAUUACUAUUACCUUGGUUGGAGACACGAGUCCACGAGGGAUGCAACGAGCCAGCCACGCAUAAUGCGCUCGCCAAGAUCUACAUUGACUCUAACAAUAACCCUGAGAGAUUCCUCAAGGAGAAUCAAUGGUACGACUCUCGCGUAGUAGGACGCUACUGUGAGAAGCGCGACCCGCACUUGGCGUGCGUUGCAUACGAACGCGGGCAAUGCGAUCGCGAACUCAUCGCCGUAUGCAACGACAACUCACUGUUCAAGACUCAAGCGCGGUACUUGGUGCGCCGAAGAGAUCAGGACCUCUGGUUGGAAGUGCUCAGCGAGAGCAACCCCUUCAAGCGACAGCUAAUCGAUCAGGUUGUUCAGACAGCCCUAUCCGAAACUCAAGAUCCCGAGGACAUCUCGGUAACGGUGAAGGCCUUCAUGACAGCUGACCUUCCAAACGAACUUAUUGAGUUACUUGAGAAAAUUGUGCUCGACAACUCGGUGUUCUCAGACCACAGGAACUUGCAGAACUUGCUAAUUUUAACAGCAAUAAAGGCAGAUCGCACCCGUGUUAUGGAAUACAUCAAUCGCCUGGACAAUUACGACGCACCGGAUAUUGCGAAUAUUGCCAUUAACAAUGAACUAUACGAGGAGGCAUUCGCUAUCUUCAAGAAGUUUGAUGUCAACACAUCAGCUAUACAGGUCCUCAUCGAACAAGUCAAAGAUCUCAAACGUGCCUACGAGUUUGCUGAACGUUGCAAUGAGCCCGGAGUUUGGUCUCAACUAGCCAAGGCUCAGUUACAACAAGGUCUGGUGAAGGAAGCGAUCGACUCUUACAUAAAAGCCGACGACCCAUCGGCAUACAUGGACGUCGUCGCUACGGCCAGUACCCAACAAUCCUGGGACGAUCUCGUUCGCUACUUGCAGAUGGCGCGCAAGAAGGCUCGCGAAUCUUACAUUGAAUCAGAGCUCAUAUACGCAUACGCCCGUACCGGUCGCCUGGCGGAUCUGGAAGAGUUUAUCUCUGGGCCGAACCAUGCAGACAUCCAGAAGAUUGGAGACAGAUGCUUCGACGACAAAAUGUAUAAUGCUGCUAAGCUGCUAUACAAUAAUGUCAGCAAUUUUGCCCGACUGGCCAUCACUCUUGUUCAUUUGAAGGAGUUCCAAGGAGCCGUGGACAGUGCCCGCAAAGCAAAUUCGACUCGCACCUGGAAAGAGGUUUGCUUCGCGUGUGUGGACGCGGGCGAAUUCCGUCUCGCCCAGAUGUGUGGUCUCCAUAUUGUCGUUCACGCCGAUGAGCUAGAGGACCUAAUUAAUUAUUACCAGGACCGAGGUCACUUUGAUGAGCUGAUAAGUCUGUUGGAGGCUGCCUUAGGCCUGGAGCGUGCACAUAUGGGAAUGUUCACAGAGCUGGCCAUCCUGUACUCUAAGUACAAGACCGCUAAGAUGAGGGAACAUCUCGAGCUGUUCUGGUCACGAGUUAAUAUUCCUAAGGUGCUUCGCGCUGCCGAACAUGCGCAUCUAUGGUCGGAGCUAGUGUUCCUUUACGACAAAUACGAAGAGUACGACAACGCUGCUCUCACCAUGAUGCAGCAUCCGACUGAGGCCUGGAGAGAGGGACACUUCAAAGACAUUAUCACUAAGGUGGCAAACAUGGAGUUAUACUAUAAAGCAAUUCAGUUUUACCUCGACUACAAGCCUCUACUUCUCAAUGACCUCUUGUUGGUAUUGGCGCCACGUAUGGACCACACUCGCGCUGUCAGCUUCUUUACAAAGGCUGGCCAUCUCCAAUUAGUAAAAGCCUAUCUCAGAUCCGUACAAAACCUUAACAACAAGGCUGUCAAUGAAGCCCUUAAUUCGCUACUCAUCGAUGAGGAAGACUACCAGGGUCUACGAACAUCGAUUGACGCAUUCGAUAACUUCGACACGAUAGCGCUCGCGCAACAACUGGAAAAGCACGAGCUCACUGAAUUCAGACGAAUCGCCGCCUACUUGUACAAAGGCAACAACAGAUGGAAGCAAAGUGUGGAGUUAUGCAAAAAAGACGCAUUGUACGCCGACGCAAUGGAAUACGCAGCUGAAUCACGACAACCAGAAGUUGCUGAGGAACUGCUUGAUUGGUUCCUUGAGAGGAAGAACUAUGAGUGCUUUUCUGCAUCUCUUUACCAGUGCUACGAUCUCUUGAAACCCGAUGUUGUAAUUGAAUUGGCGUGGCGACACAACAUUAUGGACUUUGCUAUGCCAUUCCUUAUUCAGACGGUACGAGAAUUAACAACUAAAGUUGAGAAAUUGGAAGAAGCUGACGCAAAGCGCAGCACGGAGAGCGCGGAACACGAGGCAAAGCCUGCUAUGAUUAUGGAGCCACAGCUUAUGCUCACUGCUGGCCCAUCAAUGGCGUAUCCAGGCGUGGCUGCGCAAGCGUCUCCGUACGCGUACGCCGCGCAGGCUCCUUCACCCGCCCCCUACCACGGGUACGGCAUGUAGGGUACACCUGCCCCUGCCUGGGGGAGUUACGCUCAGUUCUGAGCCCUCCAACUGCAGGGCUGCCAGUUAAAAUACCAAUUUUAUCAGCUUCCAAUUUCGUUUGGCCUAAAGGACAAACGAACUUGAAAACUGAAUGCUUUAAGGCUGUCGAGAAUAUCUUGUUUAAAACAGGGAUGUUGGUAUUUACGAUCGAUUCCACACCACAAAGCUUAAUUGUCAACUUCUAAAUAAAUUAAUACGGAUGUUGUAACUUCUAACUCGACACUAUGUUUUAACGAAUUCUUUAAGGUCUGUUAAAUUCUUGUUUUGAAUAGCAACGUUGGAAUUAAAUAUGAGAAAUUAAUUUUAGAACUGGAAUCUGACGUCCCUGAUAUAAAUAAUACGGCAUUCACUUAACCUUAAGAUCAUGUAAGACGUAACAUUUAGCCAAUGUAGAUAGCUACAUAGUAGGGCUGUCGUAUACCUGUUGUUAUCUUUAGAUCAUGUUAUCCAUAUAUUUUUCAAAAUUAUAUUCAAUUGGUGGCCUAAUUCCCUGCAUUACAUAUAUUAAAGUUUAAAUAUUUGUGUUGAAUAUAGUGUAUUUGCUGUUAAACUCGAUCAAUGCGUCUUAAACUUUCAGUUGCUGUAAAGAGAUUCUUAUAUGUUUUUCAUUAAUAUAGUUUUUCCUCAGUAUCUUUGCUAGUAUCACCAUUAUAAUGCGUCAUCAUGUUUUAUCGUAGAUAUGAGUGAAGCAACUUUCUGUAGAGAAUAUCUAAGGUGCAUGAAUAGAUGAUAUUUGAAUAAUCACAUAGCUAACUUAAACAAGAAAAUAUUGAUUGACAUAGCUGUAAGGCCUCGGUAGCCAUAGUGCAAUAAUUGGAACGAGUUAAGCUUCCGUGUUAAUCUUUCAACAAUAUUACUGUACAAAAGAUUAAAAGUUUGUUUCAAAAGUUGAAUUUAUUGUUAUAUGUAUAUAAUGCUUACAAAUUAGACGAGGCGCAUAUUUAUGGAAAAUUUAAACAUGGGAUUAAAUGAAAGUUAAAUAAAUUAUUUAGGUAUUAGGAUUAAAGUAGGCGGAGUUUGGCGUUAUAAUUUGGAUAUUAUGUUUGCGUAUGUGUGCGAGUAUUGUUUUUUGCACGCGUUAUUUGCGUUGCGAGUUAAUCACACCUGUAAUGCCUUCAUUAGUUGACAUAAGAUCAUUAUUGUAUUACCGGUGGUUAAUGGGGACAACCCCGACAAGCUGCUAUUUAAUUUUAACUUUACGACUUAUUAAAUCCAUAUAAUAUUACCAAGAUGUAACAUUAUGGUGAGAUUUUAUGUCUUCUAAAUUUGUCAUUUAAAUCAUUCCUACAGUUUUAUUGAGCAGUUAAUAUUAAUUAUUUGUUUAGUGAAAAGCUAAUAUUACAAUUGAACUUAAUGAAAAUAAUGUAGUUAUAACAUUAUUAGUAAUGUAUUUAUUCGUGUAUAAUACUGUUUC
Molecule: messenger RNA, 6720 nt
Organism: Pieris brassicae (large cabbage white)
Lineage: Eukaryota; Metazoa; Arthropoda; Insecta; Lepidoptera; Pieridae
Gene: Chc
Product: clathrin heavy chain
Exons: 28
Coding region: 213-5264 (1683 amino acids)
Biological process (GO): intracellular protein transport; receptor-mediated endocytosis
Cellular component (GO): clathrin complex; clathrin coat of trans-Golgi network vesicle; clathrin coat of coated pit
Molecular function (GO): structural molecule activity; clathrin light chain binding
Source: RefSeq, a predicted model, not a curated record